Molecule: messenger RNA, 3201 nt
Organism: Diorhabda carinulata
Lineage: Eukaryota; Metazoa; Arthropoda; Insecta; Coleoptera; Chrysomelidae
Exons: 2
Coding region: 157-720 (187 amino acids)
Molecular function (GO): nucleic acid binding
Source: RefSeq, a predicted model, not a curated record
AAACCGCAUAUCGAUAUCUUUUUCGUAUUACGAGAUAUCUUAAAAAAGAUAUGACUUGUGUCAAAUUGAUAAACCUAGUAAGUUGUUCAUUUACGUGUCAUUGCGAUUUGUGUGCAUUAAAUUCGAUAUAAAACUUACUUAAAAGUUAUAUCUAAGAUGAUUCUUACAAACGAAGAAGCAUUUGAUAUGAUAGGCAUUUACUUUGAAUGUAUGAAAAUUGCAACUGUUGCGGCUAUGGUAUGUGCCAUACAAUAUCCCCAAAGACGUCAUCCCGGUAGCAGAGUUUUUCGUCGACUCAUACACCGCUUAAAAACGACUGGAAAUGUAAAUCUUUCUAUAUUUAGAAGACGCGGCAGAGGUCGUUCAGAGGGAAACACAAUAAAUGUUUUGGCAUAUGUGCAAUUUAACCCGCAUUUAAGUAUUAGAGCAAUAAAUAGAGACUUGGGAAUAAGCAGAAUCACCGUUCAACGUAUUUUAACAGGACACAGAAUUCAUCCAUAUCAUAUAGUACUCCAUCAACAAUUGGUUGAUCGUGAUUACGACAGAAGGUUGGAUUAUUGCAACUGGUUACUACAUUUGGUAUAUGACGACCUUCAAUUACUGUCACGUAUUUUGUGGUCAGACGAAGCUACAUUUAGUAGUGAUGGUACGGUUAACAAGCAUAAUAUGCACUAUUGGUCACAGAAUAAUCCACGCUGGAUGGAAGAAGUUCAGUAUUAGGGACGAUGGUCGGUGAAUGUAUGGUGUGGUAUUGUAGAUGGUCAGAUAAUUGGACCUUUUAUUUUUGACAACGCAAUUAACGGGGAACGCUACCUAAAUUUUAUAAGGGAUGAAUUACCACUUCUUCUAGAAGAUAUAUUACUAGCAACUCGUAGGUCUAUGUUGUUUCAGCACGAAGGGUAUCCGGCGCAUUUCUCCAGACAAGUUAGAGAAUUUUUAGAUAAUGCUUACACUGAUAGGUGGAUAGGACGUGGAGGCCUAUUUUUUUGGCCAGCCAGGUCACCAAACUUAACCGUCUUAGAUUUCUAUCUCUGGGGCCGGACUAAAGACCUUGUUUGUGCAAUUAGACCCACUACUAGAGAUAACGUGAUCGAGAGAAUACGAAACGCCAUUCAGAGUACCUAUUUCGAGAGCAGACAUUGAGACUGCUGUUCAAUCUACUCUUCAAAGAAUAAACGCUUGUAUCGAAAAUGAUGGGCGACAAUUUGAACAUUUAAGUCGUGACUAGCGAGGUACCUCAAGUUAUAUUUCCAUUUUAACUUCCAUAACGCAGUUUCCCGGUGACGGCAUAAGAAAUAUUGACAUAAUAAUUGGAACUAUUAUUAAUAGAACAAGAAAAGACAAUUUUGAGGACUCAAAAAAUGUUAAAAUCCGUUCAGUCAACCCGGAGUAAUUUAUAUUUAAAGGAAAAUGCUUAAAAUUUACACAUUUCUUAAGAUAUCAACAUGCGGUUUUCGCUAUUCUGUUGAUAAUUUGGUCUACUUUUAUAUUCCUUAAUUAAAACUGAAUGUUUCCAUUUAACAUUUUUCAAGAAUAGCUAAAUUUAAAAAAAAAAAUGAAUGGCGCCCUCUAGUGUAUACGUUACUUAUUAGGUUAAGUAGAACUGGACUUACAGGCGUUUUUUCAUAAUAAAGUUCCCGCUUCCCCCCACCUCUUAUUUGAAGAGAUAGACUAAAACUUAUAAAAUCAAAUAUACGCUGAAUUUCUUGCAGAAUGCGAUAAUCAUACUUUAAAUGCAUCUUAAUUAGGCAAAAUUUGUAAAUUAUUCAUUCAAUUACGCCCUCUGGCUGUGGACCUACAACUCUUUAAAUAAUUUCCAGGUUUUUCGAGGUCACUUUUGUAAUAAAUUUUUUUUCCCGAAGCUGUACUAUAAACGGUUCCCGAGCUAUGGCCGAGAACCAUUCUUAUUGGUACACCCGGUACUUUAUCUGCACCAUCCAUUAAAACUCCGCUUUUACCCAAAACUUGAUGAAAUAUCCAUCCUGGACCUGCGUUAGAAUUACACAAGUCUUUGUUCUGUUCUACUUAUCAUUCUGUGUUAGAUUAAGAGAUUCCUCAUUGGUGUUCUACGCCUAGUCUCAUGCGAACGUAGUUCCUCCGUUUUUUUCAUUUUCAGCUUUUGUAUGACGCGUUAGGAACUGCAGAUCAGUCAAACCAUAUCGUUUAUCCGAAUUGUUACCUCUCUCGAUAAUCAGGCAUCACGAUUCACUGCUUUAGUUUUUCCGCGAGAAUCGACCAGUCCAUUUUGGUUUCUCUGUAGCUCGCACUGUUAUUCUCUAUACAAACAUGAGUGUAUAUGAAGUUAAUUUAUUAUAGCGUCCUAUAAAAUUAUAUUUAAACAUAGAGAGAUCGAUAUAUAGGAGCUUGUUCACGUGGGCCCGAAUUGCUGACAGAAAGAGAAAGAUAAUGUGUCUACCAUUCUCUUUCUCUGUCUCUAUUCUGAUUGAAUCGUCAUGACGUCGAAAAUUCGAGAUCUGGGACCGGCAAAGAAAGAGAAUAAUAAGUUUUGAUUAUAAUAGCGAAUAGAGAAAGAUAGAUAUUGAUGAUAUCCAAUCCAUUUUGUCUCUUUGGUCCGUCUCCGCCAACUGUGCUAAAUAUUCUUAUUGAACAAAAUAUCAACUGUUACCACUACACCAACCAUCAUAAUAACAAUGUCUGAUCAUUUUCAUAGACCGAAGGUAAACGUUGCACGAAAAAUAUCGAGUACUAAAAUAGUUUUGUCUCAUACUUACAAUUUGAUCACUUUAAGAUCCUUCUUGUGAAUUAACGUAUGUAUGAAACUAUUAUUAAAUAAGAGAAUACUAUUUUUUAGCACCCAUUGUUCAGUAUCCAAUGACGUUCAAUCAGCUGAAAAUGGAAGGAUUCAUUGUUCACAGAUGGUUGGAUAGAUGGUUGGAAGGAAUUGAGCAAAAUAAAAAUUGGAUUCAGGAGGGAAAGUUGAAAUACCCAGAAACGGUGACUAAUGGCUUUGAAAAUAUGUACGAAGCUUUUACGGAUAUGUUGCGAGGUGGUAAUAUUGGGAAAGCUAUAGUUAAAGUUUAAUUAUGGAAAAUAUAAUGUUUGUUCAAAAAUUUUCUUCAAAAUUAAAAGAUAUGUGAAUCGUGUACGAUUGCAAACAAAAUUUGAUUAUUACUUGUGUUUUGAAUCAACAUACUGUCAGUAUUGAUAUAUAUUUUUAUAAUAAAUAUGUUUAUAUUGUAA